GACGUGUGCUGCGGGGCGCGGCAGAGUGAAGCGCCAGAAGCCACGCAGGAAAGCGUCCAUUCGACUGCCACCGAGAGCGGGAAGGGGCCGCGGGCCAAUUACGCAAAGGUGACAAGCCGGUCGCAACCUUCGGAGUCAGCCACUCAUCUAUCCUUGGUCACCGGGACCAGCCAACACCAUUUUUUGAGCUUAACUCCUUAUUACCGAUCAACCGUGAGCUCCCAGAUUCAUCAGAAUUAUUCCACCGAGGUGUAGGCCGCCGACAACCACCUGGUCAACAUGCAUCUGCGGGCCUCCUGCACCUACCUCUCUCUGGGCUUCUAUUUCGACCGCGACGAUGUGGCUCUGGAGGGCGUGGGCCACUUUUUCCGCGAAUUGGCCAAAGAGAAGCGUGAGGGCGCCGAGCACCUCUUGAAAAGGCAAAACCAGCACAGCGGCAGCGCCCUCUUCCAGAACGUGCAGAAGCCAUCUCAGGAUGAGUGGGGUAAAACCCAGGAUGCUAUGGAAGCCGCCAUUAACAUGAAGAAGAACCUGAACCAGGUCCUUUUGGAUCUGCAUGCCCUGGGUUCUGCCUGUGCAGACCCCCAUUUCUGCAACUUCCUGGAGAGCCACUUCCUAGAUGAAGAGGUGAAACUCAUCAAGAAGAUGGGUGACCACCUGACCAACCUCUGCAUGCUGGCUGGUCCCCAGGCUGGGCUGGGCGAGUAUCUCUUCGAAAGGCUCACCGUCAAGUACGACUAGGAGCCUCCGGAGCCCAGUGGCCUUUGAGGAGCCCCUUUGGUGUCAGGGCUUCUGCCUGAAGCCCCUCUCUGCAGCCACUAGGCAGUUUUUAACCACCCUGGAGCCCUCUCCCAAGCCUUGGACCAAAUGGAAACAAUAAAGCUUUUUGCAGCAG
Molecule: messenger RNA, 895 nt
Organism: Balaenoptera musculus (blue whale)
Lineage: Eukaryota; Metazoa; Chordata; Mammalia; Artiodactyla; Balaenopteridae
Product: ferritin light chain-like
Exons: 2
Coding region: 280-741 (153 amino acids)
Biological process (GO): intracellular iron ion homeostasis; iron ion transport
Cellular component (GO): cytoplasm
Molecular function (GO): ferric iron binding; ferrous iron binding
Source: RefSeq, a predicted model, not a curated record